AUGGUUUCUAAGCAGCAAAUGCAGAGAGCGGUGCUACUGCUCUGUUGGCUGCCGCUCCUCAACCACUGCCACGCCGUAAAUCCAGGUUGUUCUUGCGUUGUGUACAGCAGCUCGGACAGGCCUCAAGGUGGCAUUUUCACAUCCCCAGACUUUCCCAGACGAUACCCAUCGAACAUCGAUUGCCUUCUCUACACAUUCGUCGGUCAUCCGGACGAGAUCAUUGUUUUAACGUUUCAUCAGUUCAGCAUUCGUCGCAUGUGGCCAGACUGUUCCACAGGAGAUUUCUUGAAGCUAUUUUUACACCUGGAGAGUAAGGGCGUUUCCGAGUACACUCCUUGGGCCGGUGUGCUUUGUGGGGAAUUGCGUGACAUCCCGCAAGUACUUUACAGUUCAAGAUCGACGCUCAUUCUAGAGUUUCAUACGGAGGGUCCACCGUCUAAUGCCACUGGCUUUUCCGGCACUUUUCGUUUUAUCGACAGACGUUUGUUCGAGACGGACGGCCUGCUGGUGCCGGGCACGAUGUGCGACCACGAGUUCAUCAGCUCGCAAUUGACACCGCAGUACGGACGAUUCUACUCGCCGCGGUACCCGUCCUCCUACCCGAAGAACAUCCGGUGCUCCUACCUCUUCCGGGCGAGAUUGAAGGAGAGAAUUCGCCUGGUCUUCGAGGAGAUCUCUCUGCAAAAAGGAGACCUGAGUUGCCUGAAUAGGGCGGAUUUAAUCAGGGUGCACGACGGAACGGAUUCAGGGGCGCCCACAAUAGCCGUGCUCUGCAACCAAGGAGCGGAAGUGGAGGUACUCAGCACGGGGCCAGACCUCUACGUCGAGUUCGUCGCUAAUUCCGAGUGGCCGGGCCAAGGCUUCAAGGCGAUGUUCCAAUUCCAGCCAUUGGACGAUGCGCCGCAUCCUGAGCUGGACAAGGCCGUCCCAGGGGCUGUUACGGGGAACCCCAAGUACUCGGUCAUCGGGCCGGCUGUCAGCGCUACCAGCCAUGUGCUACGUAAAUAG
Messenger RNA from Dinoponera quadriceps, 1008 nucleotides. RefSeq names its product neuropilin and tolloid-like protein 1. The transcript is spliced from 9 exons. Gene Ontology annotation, cellular component: plasma membrane. The coding region runs from base 1 to 1008 and encodes 335 amino acids. Lineage: Eukaryota; Metazoa; Arthropoda; Insecta; Hymenoptera; Formicidae. The record is from RefSeq and is a predicted model, not a curated record.